Messenger RNA from Arctia plantaginis, 798 nucleotides. NCBI's taxonomy places the organism in Eukaryota, Metazoa, Arthropoda, Insecta, Lepidoptera, Erebidae. The record is from the annotation of a GenBank genome assembly.
AUGUGUCACAUAAUAUUUUAUACGGCUUUUACUAUAUUUUCUGUUUUAAAAACUGCGACGGGUCUUGGCGAAAUUAUCUAUGCGAUUAACGCUGGUGGCCCUGCACAUACGGAUAUUUAUGGAGUACAUUAUGAUAAAGAUCCAUUACAAGGAAGAAUUGGAACCGCAUCGGAUUAUGGUAAACAACUUGUUAUGAUAGGUAGAGUGAAUCCUAAGGAUGAAAUAUUAUACCAGACUGAAAGAUACCACCAUAGUACCUUUGGUUACGACAUACCAGCAAGCAAAGACGGGGAUUAUGUGCUAGUUCUAAAGUUUAGUGAAGUUUACUUCAAUGCACCUAACAUGAAAGUGUUCGACGUGGUUUUAAAUGGUGACCACACGAUCGUUGCUGAUUUGGAUAUUUUCGAUAAAGUAGGCCGGGGUGUCGCUCAUGAUGAGUAUGUCCCAUACUCAAUUAAAAAUGGUAAACUGUUUUAUAAUGAAGAAGAAUCUGAUAUAAGAGGAGGUAAAAUUAAAGUUGAAUUCAUUAAGGGUUACAGGGAUAACCCUAAAAUCAAUGCUUUGUAUGUUAUGCGUGGAACUAUAGACGAAGUCCCUAAGCUGCCUCCGCUAGUUUGGCCUGAGAAUGAAGCUGAAGAACCUAGAGAUGAGGUAGAGGAAAAAAGUUCUAAAUCUCGUCGUGCUAGUGGUCCUAAGCAACCAGACCCAUACUCUAUGGACGAAAGUUCUGUACUUAUACCAGUUUUUAUUACUAUAGGUGCUUUCAUUCCACUAUUGUUUUGCCUUUGCAAACUAUAA